AUACCCGGCACAAUCUGUCAGGAAUCAGAGAGGCCACUUCCUUCCCCAAUCCUUCCCUUUCAGCUGGGAGAAUGGGAGAAGAGUCAGGUGCCCACAAUGGGGAGAGCUUGUUGAUGCGACUGGAUUCCUGCUAUAAAAACACAGAGCAGCCCACCCUCUACCCGGUUGAUCUGGUAGUGCCUUUUGCUAUGGCGUGCGGGCAGAGAGGAGGCUCUUGGAGACCCUCGGGCUGGUUCAAUGCAGGCUGGAGCACUUACAGGUCAAUUUCUCUCUUCUUUGCCCUUGUGACUUCAGUGAACUCCAUAGAUGUUUUUCAGUUGGUAAAUCCUGCUUUUCCAGGCACUGUCAUUUGCGAUGAAAGGGGAAUAACAGUGGAGUUCCCAAGCAGUCCUGGCACCAAGAAAUGGCAUGCAUCUGUGGUGGAUCCCCUUGGUCUCGACGUGCCGAACUGCACUUACAUCCUGAACCCAGAAAAGUUCACCCUGAGGGUUACCUAUGAAAACUGUACCAGGAGAGUGCAUGGUGGAUACCAGAUGACCAUCAGAGUCAUGAAUGACAGUGCUGCUCUAAGACAUGGAGCUGUCAUGUAUCAGUUCUUCUGUCCAGCUAUGCAAGUAGAAGAGACCCAGGGGCUUUCAGCAUCUACAAUCUGCAAGAAGGAUUUCAUGUCUUUUUCCUUGCCACGGGUCUUCUCUGGCUUGGCUGAUGACAAUAAGGUGACCAAACUUAAGAUGGGAUGGAGCAUUGAGGUUGGUGAUGGUGCAAGAGUCAAGACUCUAACCCUGCCAGAGGCCAUGAAGGAAGGCUUCAGUCUCUUGAUUGACAACCACAGGAUGAUCUUCCACGUGCCAUUCAAUGCCACUGGAGUGACUCACUAUGUGCAAGGUAACAGUCAUCUCUACAUGGUGUCUCUGAAGCUUACAUUUAUAUCUCCUGGACAGAAGGUGAUCUUCUCCUCACAAGCUAUUUGUGCACCAGAUCCCGUGAACUGCAAUGCCACACACAUGACUCUCACCAUACCAGAGUUUCCUGGGAAGCUUAAGUCUGUGAGCUUUGAAAACCAGAACAUUGACGUGAGCCAGCUGCAUGACAAUGGAAUUGAUCUAGAAGCAACAAAUGGCACAAAAUUGCAUUUCAGCAAAACUCUGCUCAAAACAAAAUUAUCUGAAAAAUGCCUACUCCAUCAGUUCUACUUAGCUUCACUCAGGCUGACCUUUCUCCUUCAGUCGGAGACAGUAUCCAUGGUGAUCUAUCCUGAGUGUGUCUGUGAGUCACCAGUUUCCAUAGUUACAGGGGAGCUGUGUACCCAGGAUGGGUUUAUGGACUUCGAGGUCUACAGCUACCAAACACAACCAGCUCUUGACCUGGAUACUCUGAGGGUGGGAAACUCAUCCUGCCAGCCUGUCUUCAAGGCUCAGUCUCAGGGGCUGGUACGGUUCCACAUACCCCUGAAUGGAUGUGGAACGAGAUAUAAGUUUGAAGACGAUAAAGUCAUCUAUGAAAAUGAAAUACACGCUCUCUGGACGGAUCUUCCUCCAAGCAAAAUAUCUAGAGACAGUGAGUUCAGAAUGACAGUGAAGUGUUCUUACAGCAGGAAUGACAUGCUACUAAACAUCAACGUUGAAAGCCUUACUCCUCCAGUGGCCUCGGUGAAGUUGGGUCCAUUUACCUUGAUCCUGCAAAGCUACCCAGACAAUUCCUACCAACAACCUUAUGGGGAAAACGAGUACCCUCUAGUGAGAUUCCUCCGUCAACCAAUUUACAUGGAAGUGAGAGUCAUAAACAGGGAUGACCCCAACAUCAAGCUGGUCUUAGAUGACUGCUGGGCGACGUCCACCAUGGAUCCAGACUCUUUGCCCCAGUGGAACAUUGUUGUGGAUGGCUGUGCAUAUGAGCUGGACAACUACCAGACCACCUUCCAUCCAGUCGGCUCCUCUGUGACCCAUCCUGAUCACUAUCAGAGGUUUGACAUGAAGGCUUUUGCCUUUGUAUCAGAAGCCCAUGUGCUCUCUAGCCUGGUCUACUUCCACUGCAGUGCCUUAAUCUGCAAUCGACUCUCUCCAGACUCCCCUCUGUGUUCUGUGACCUGCCCUGUGUCAUCUAGGCACAGGCGAGCCACAGGGGCCACUGAAGCAGAGAAAAUGACAGUCAGCCUCCCAGGACCCAUUCUCCUGUUGUCAGACGACUCCUCAUUCAGAGGUGUUGGCUCAUCUGAUCUAAAAGCAAGUGGGAGCAGUGGGGAGAACAGUAGGAGCGAAACAGGGGAGGAGGUUGGCUCACGAGAUGUUAUGGACACCAAAGGGCACAGGACUGCUGGAGAUGUUGGUUCCAAAGCUGUGGCUGCUGUGGCUGCCUUGGCAGGUGUGGUGGCAACUCUAGGCUUCAUCUGUUACCUGUAUAAGAAAAGGACUGUGUCAAAUCACUAAAUGGGCUUCUAAAUAAAGCAGUCAAAAUAA
Molecule: messenger RNA, 2456 nt
Organism: Macaca mulatta (Rhesus monkey)
Lineage: Eukaryota; Metazoa; Chordata; Mammalia; Primates; Cercopithecidae
Gene: ZP2
Product: zona pellucida glycoprotein 2
Biological process (GO): prevention of polyspermy; binding of sperm to zona pellucida
Cellular component (GO): egg coat
Molecular function (GO): structural constituent of egg coat; acrosin binding
Source: RefSeq, a predicted model, not a curated record